AAGAAGAAGUCAAGCGAAACAACGCCAGGCGGCUUCAAUGUUAAAUUACACUAUUUUUGUUCAUUUUUUUGUGACUUUAAAGUUUACUAUAUACUGAGAUUUUUACAGAGUCUUAAUGGGUGCAUAUUUUUGCCCUAUAUGUAACCAGACAGCUUUCUGCGGGAAGAAGAAACACAUCUUCGGAAAAAAUCACCAAAGCAGACUCAGAGUCGUUCUUCUUAAAUUUACUGAAAAGGUCAAAGAAGCUCGACGAACCCUUAAAAAACCCCAAGUGGAGAAGUUUGAUUGCACUCAGCACAAGCAGAAGUUCUGGUGCUACUGCUGUGCUGUUGAAGUUGAAAGGGACGUCACAGACGACAACAUGACAGUGAUGCAUGGAGGCUUAUUGGAACACAUGGCCACACGAGAACACAAGAACAACACCUUUAAGUUCUGGUGGGAUAAUAAAGCAGAUCCUAAGUUCAGAGACAGAGUCCUCAUCACUGAGGAGGAAACUGAAAGGUUUAAAGCUGAAGUGGCUAAGGUUUUGGAGUCCUUUGUGGAAAAGGAGGAUGAGUAUAUUAAACAGCAAGCUGAUGUUAUCCGGGCUCAGGAAAAGCACCGCCAGGAGGUCUUUCAGUCUCUUUUAGAGCCUAAUGAAGAGCAGGAGCUUUCAAACGGAACCAGCAGCUCCCAUCCAUCGGUUGAGGCUUCUGUCAGUUCUCAGUUUCAGUCUCAAAUAUCAGACCAGCAGAAGGGGAGCGGAUUGGACCGGAUGAUCGAUGCGCCCUGGACUUUAGAAGGACAAAACCUGACGUUCAUAGGUUAUCAGGAUUCAUCAAGUAGUGGAAAUGUGCAUACAGGAGCUGUUCCACCUUGGCUCCAAGAUGAUCCACUAGAGGGAACGUCUGGAGCAGCGACACAGACUGAGAUCGGACCGUCACUCCAAGAUUUCCUCAAACAAAAGGAGCAAGAGAAACUAAGGAAGCUUCCUCCAAACAGAGUAGGAGCUAACUUCGAUCACAGCUCUCAUACAGACGCCAACUGGCUUCCUUCUUUUGGGAGAGUGUGGAACAGCGGCCGGCGCUGGCAGUCCAGGCACCAGUUCAGACAAGAAGAAGGGCAAAAGAAUAAACAAAAGCGGAAGCGGGAACAUGGCACAAACGGAUCAAAGAAAACAAAAACAACUGAACAUCAUUCUAGUUCUGAUAUUUAAAACUUUAUUCCAUGCAAAAGAAAUAAGGUUAAAAAAAAUACAUGCUGUUUUUUUACUGCUAAAAUUUCUUUAUUCUCAAGAUUUGUUAAAAAAAAAAGUUCUUGCAGUGCUGAGACCAAUAAAGCACCAUCGCUUUAGUUAAAGAUGACAUGUAGCCUUCUGUCAUACAGUUAUUUGUAUUAUAAUGAAAAGCUUUGAAACAUUAUGUUGAAUCAGAAGCUUUGUCUUGCUUUUUAUAAGACUUUUGUGUUGCUCUACACUUUAAAAUUGAAUUGGGAAUUUUAAAGUCCCAGACUUUAAACGCAAGGUUAUUUCUAAUGAACAGCAGGGGGCGCAUGCCAACAAAGAAAAGUUACUGUAAAAAAAAA
Molecule: messenger RNA, 1563 nt
Organism: Cyprinodon variegatus (sheepshead minnow)
Lineage: Eukaryota; Metazoa; Chordata; Actinopteri; Cyprinodontiformes; Cyprinodontidae
Gene: cenatac
Product: coiled-coil domain containing 84
Exons: 11
Coding region: 116-1195 (359 amino acids)
Source: RefSeq, a predicted model, not a curated record